Messenger RNA from Triticum aestivum (bread wheat), 1230 nucleotides. Its product is annotated as cytochrome P450 71A1-like. The record is from RefSeq and is a predicted model, not a curated record. Lineage: Eukaryota; Viridiplantae; Streptophyta; Magnoliopsida; Poales; Poaceae. Gene Ontology annotation, molecular function: iron ion binding; heme binding; monooxygenase activity. The coding region runs from base 1 to 1230 and encodes 409 amino acids. The transcript has 3 exons.
AUGCAAGUAGCCUGGUCUACCCAUGCUCCCGCGACCUCCCUUCUCCGCAUCGCCGCCACCCCCGCCCCCGCUUCCUCCACCGCUUCCCUUAGCCAUCGAUAUGCUUCCUCGCCGGCGCGGAUCCGCGGGUCCAGCAGCUCCCCCCUCGCCGGGCGUGUCCAGGCGCAGGAGGCCGCCGCGCUCGUCGACCGGGUCCGCCCGCACGCGGGCGACGUCAUGAACCUCAGCGACAACCUCAUUGUGUACUCUAACACGGUCAUCUCGCGAUGCACGUUUGGUGACACGGACUACGGGGUCGAAGGCGGCGGCGGCGGCGGCGCGAGGCUGAGGAAGGUGUUCGCCGAGAUCGAGGAGCUCCUGGGCACGGUGCCCAUGGGAGAGACGGUGCCGUGCCUGCGGUGGGUGGACGUCGUCACAGGGCUGGAGAAGAAGACGAGACGCGUCUUCGACGAGAUGGACGGGCUGCUGGAGCGUGUCAUCGCCGACCACCGCCAGCGCCGCGGCGCGGGUGCGGCCACCGGGGAGGAGGGAGACUUCGUGGACGUGAUGCUGGACGCGGAAGAGCUGGACACGGGCAGCAUCAAGGGCAUUAUCCUGGACAUGCUGGCGGCCGCCACGGACUCGACCUUCACGCUGCUGGAAUGGGCCAUGGCGGAGCUCAUCAACCACCCGCACGAGAUGCGCAAGCUACAGGACGAGGUCCGCGCGGCAGUCGGCCCGGGCGCCGGCGCCGUCGUCACGGAGGAGCAUCUCCCCCGCCUGCCCUACCUGAAGGCGGUGGUGAAGGAGGCCCUGCGCCUCCACCCGCCGACGCCGCUGCUCCUGCCGCGGGAGACGCUGGAGAACACGCGGCUGCUGGGGUACGACGUGCCGGCUGGCACCAGGGUCCUGAUCCACGCCUGGGCCAUCGGGCACGACCCGGCGACAUGGGGGAGCCGCGCCAAGGAGUUCGCGCCGGAGAGGUUCCUCGGGUACGAUCUCAAGAUGGGGCAGGACUUCGCCUUCUUGCCCUUCGGCGCCGGGAGGAGGGGCUGCCCCGGCGUCGGGUUCGCCAUGAUGUCCAACGAGCUGGCGCUGGCAAGCCUCGUGUGUAACUUCGACUGGGAGCUGCCUGGCGGGAGGAUGCCGCCGGUGGACUUGAGCGAGCUGCACGGCCUCUCCGUGCGCCUCAAGGCGCCUCUGCUUUUGGUUGCCAAACCUUGGAUGGAGGUGCACGAACGAAGCAAUUAA